This is a messenger RNA of Porites evermanni, 769 nucleotides long. The record is from the annotation of a GenBank genome assembly. NCBI's taxonomy places the organism in Eukaryota, Metazoa, Cnidaria, Anthozoa, Scleractinia, Poritidae.
AUGAGAAGCGUCGAAUCUGUAUGUUUACAGCGGGGAGAAACCUUAGGGGACGUUGUUGCACAAAGCUGCCUGUUUCAGCGUAAGAAAACUUUCAAUGGGAUCAAUGUGCAGGAGCUCAUUUGGCAUGUGUUUAUUAAAGUAGCGAACGAGCUGGGGGUUCGGAAGGCAUUCUGCGAGCUCGUAUGUGAGGAGCUGUGGAACCAGCGUGUACAAAUGUUAUCUGUGCCAGAUUGGAUGUUGCUUCUUUGUAAGCUGGAAUCAACAAUAUCUGACGAUUCCUGGCAGAUGAUCUUAAAUCGGACUCGAGUUGGAAAAAGCGGGGUGAGUUAGGCACCGACCAGCAUUGUUUGUGUUGUUGUUGUUGUUGCUGUUGUUUUCUUUAAGCUUGCUAGAACUACCAAGUAAUCCCCCUAACCAUAAAUGAAUUGUGGUCUAUUCCAUUCAAAUAUCCACUCCCAGUCCCCCCACUAUCGACAAGAUUUUCUGUUGGGUGGGGGGGGCUUUGAAAGUCCUUUCCAAGGGGAUUGACUGUUACGGCACCUUUGAUCUUUGCAAAAUUUCUGAGGGGUGUAAGAAAAAUUGGCCAUUUCUGUGGGAGAGGCAGGGGUACUGUGUCAGUACGUUUGAUCUUUUUUUCUUUUCUUUUAGUAACUCAUCAGACACUCUGAUCUUGUUGUCCAAAAGCAACAUAAAGGCACUUCGGUCUAUGGUGUUUGAUAAAGUUCGAAGCCUCUUUUACAUCACCCAAAUACAAGAUUUUUUCUCUUGA